Molecule: messenger RNA, 939 nt
Organism: Vespula vulgaris
Lineage: Eukaryota; Metazoa; Arthropoda; Insecta; Hymenoptera; Vespidae
Gene: snsl
Exons: 6
Coding region: 195-839 (214 amino acids)
Source: RefSeq, a predicted model, not a curated record
GACUAGCAUAGUUAAUUACGUAAUCAUUGAAAGGAAACGAGAAGAGUACAACGAUGACGUUUUUACGUACUUAUUCGUCCCGCGCAAAAACAAAGGCAUAAUUGGCUUUGUCUCGAGUAUAUCUGAUUCGAGAAAGAUGAAACCAUGCAUCCAUUGAAUACCUAAUGAAAAAAUAAAUAAAGUUAUUUAGAGCGAUGGCUACGUUUGCAAAUAUCUCGAUCCUAAGACUGAGCAUUGUGAUCUUUCUCUGCGACUAUGCGACGAGUUUGAUUAUACCGGAAGAACUUCCUACGAUACUUUCGCUAAUUUAUUCGAACAUACCGCCAAUAAAAAAAGGAACGGACUCGAGACUUGGCGUUGGUUUCCGACUCGGUGAACAUGCCGAUUUUCAAAUUCUCUUUGAAUUGGGACCUCAAACUGAUACCGAUCCAAUCGGUACCAACGAAUCCAAAAAGAGAAGAGACGCGAUGUACAUGGCUGCGAUGAAGGGAGAAUUAGGCCCUUUGGCACAGGCUAUCGCGAAAUAUCAAACCGAACGUAAGAUAUACGAGGAGCUAGAAAAGCUCAAGAAGCUCGAAGACAAGAUGAAGAACGUCGAAGUUCAAAAUACGGAAGAUAAUAAAAAUGAUACUUCCAGCGAUUGGUUGAUGAAUUGGAGUAAGGAAAUGUCAAAGUCCUCCGGGACUCAAGUGCCAUUGAAACGAGUUUCCAAUGAGGAAAUUUCUUUAAACACCAACGGUAGUAGUCAGUCACAUCAGAAAACACAGUCUACUGCUGGGGGCAAGGAGAAACUAGAAGAACUAAAAAAAUUAUAUAAAUCAGUUGAUAAUAAAACUUAAAUUUGUUUAUAAGAAAAUGCUUACGCGAGACACGAAGCCAUUUCCCGUAAUAUGUAUCGUAAUAGAGACGAAAUACAAAAAGCAAAUUUCAAUAUGACAA